AUGGCUUUGGGCAGCGAAAAUCAGUCUGUUUUCUACGACGACGAGGAGUCAUCUUCUGCCGUUAAUGGACCCUCUGUUAUCCGGCGAAAUGCCCGGGAACGCAACCGCGUAAAGCAGGUCAACAACGGCUUCAGCCAACUACGACAACAUAUUCCUGCUGCCGUAAUUGCCGAUUUGAGCAACGGUCGCCGGGGAAUUGGUCCCGGUGCUAAUAAAAAACUGAGCAAAGUUAGCACACUGAAAAUGGCAGUAGAGUACAUACGGCGCUUGCAGAAAGUUCUUAAUGAAAACGACCAGCAGAAGCAGAAACAGAUGCACAUGCAGCAGCAGCAUUUGCACUUUCAGCAGCAGCAACAACAUCAACACUUUUACGCCUGGCAGCAGCAGUUGCAGUUGCAAUCCCCCACUGGCAGCAUAAGUUCCUGCAACAGCAGCAGCUCCUAUUGCGAGCCAGCAACAUCGACGAUUCCAGGAGCAACACCUCCUACCAAUUUGCAUACGAAGUUGGAAGCCAGUUAUGAAGACUACCGUAACAAUUCCUGCAGUUCUGGUACUGAAGAUGAGGACAUCCUCGACUACAUAUCACUGUGGCAGGACGACCUGUAA
Molecule: messenger RNA, 606 nt
Organism: Drosophila teissieri
Lineage: Eukaryota; Metazoa; Arthropoda; Insecta; Diptera; Drosophilidae
Product: achaete-scute complex protein T5
Exons: 1
Coding region: 1-606 (201 amino acids)
Biological process (GO): positive regulation of transcription by RNA polymerase II
Cellular component (GO): RNA polymerase II transcription regulator complex
Molecular function (GO): RNA polymerase II transcription regulatory region sequence-specific DNA binding; protein dimerization activity; DNA-binding transcription factor activity, RNA polymerase II-specific
Source: RefSeq, a predicted model, not a curated record